This is a messenger RNA of Sceloporus undulatus (fence lizard), 7976 nucleotides long. RefSeq names its product granule associated Rac and RHOG effector 1 (gene GARRE1). NCBI's taxonomy places the organism in Eukaryota, Metazoa, Chordata, Lepidosauria, Squamata, Phrynosomatidae. The record is from RefSeq and is a predicted model, not a curated record. Gene Ontology annotation, biological process: Rac protein signal transduction. Gene Ontology annotation, molecular function: CCR4-NOT complex binding. The transcript has 14 exons. Bases 2499 to 5702 code for a protein of 1067 amino acids.
GAUACAGAGGGCUGACUAUAAUAUGAUGGAUGCUUUUUCCUAGUCAGAUCCCAUAGGAGGGAAUGCAGUCAUUUUGAAGCGAAACAUAACUCUUCAGUAUUCACAAUCUCUGUACAGGGGCACAAUGUCCAGGAACCAUAAGACCAAGUGGGAGCCGCCACCAGCCCGGUCAUUCCAGCCGUUGUUGAGCAGCUCACACUCUCCUCCAACACACAGCUAGAGAAUGGAUGCAUUGUUAGGUUUAUAGUUUCUUCCUAUGGCUUGACAGAAGCAAGCCAGAGCACCAGCUGCUGCCAUGUUCACAUGAAGUUAUAAACCAUGGAAUGAAGCUUUGGAGUUUCCUUUCAGCUGUCCUGGUUGAUAGUGGGGAAAGGUUGGGUAGCAUGCAUGCUCACAGUGCUUGUCGUCUUUAGGCUUGGUUCCUGUGGCUUCUUGGUUUAGGAUUAUGUCUUUACGGGGUCAACUCUUCUCCAGCAGCAUGUCUCAAAUGAGUUGGUUUUCUUCCCAUCUGCCUUCUUCACUGCCCAGUUCUCGCAUCCAUACGUGGGGAUGGGGAAUACGAUGGCUUGUAUGAGUCUGACUUUUGUGCUGAGUUGUGUGUCUUUGCAUUUUUGGAUCUUUACUGGUUCUUUCAUGGCUGCCCUUCACAUUCCUGUAGUGGUAGAAUUCAAAGGUAUAGCCAUGUUAGUCUGAUUCCACAGACUAACAUGGAAUCAGCCAUGUCAGCCUUUGGGGGCUUCCAAAAAGAUUUUGGGCAGACAAGACACAGCUUCCUGAGUAGAAGCUGAGUAUUAAAGAAUGGAGACACAAUGCCUCAUGUUUGUGGUGGAAGAAAUGAAACAGACCCUGAUUCCUGUGUGUGCUUUCCUUGUCUGUGUGGCGUGUUGAUCCCAGCAAGAUGGCUCUUGGUGCAAUGCAGCAGUUGCCAGUGCAAGCCAGGCAAGAGACUGUGCUUGUCUGCAAGAAUCGCACCGACUCCAGGCAAGCCAGAGCCAUAGGCACUGAGGACCGUUCUGAGCGUGGCAUUGCAAAGUCCGUAACAGUUGUUCUGCACAUCCGCCAGCCAUGCUCUUGCGCUGAGAGCUCACCUCUGGCAGCGUGUCACAGGCGGCCACGUUCCGGCACUCGCUCCCGUCUCUCAUGCCGAGGCUGACAAUAGCUAGGGAGAUAAGAAAGGACAGCUUUUAUCUCUCCUCCACCCCACCUUGGGGUUGGUGCUUUCAGAACCCUAUAGAUGUACAUUCAGAUUGUGUCUGAAUCCAGCCACAUGCUGUGCAUUCAGCUGUGUUUUCAAGCACAGAUCACUCGCGAUGUGGAAACUCGUCUUACUAACAUGAGGUCAGUUUCUCGCAGUGGAUUGGUGUGUAAAUAGAGUGGCCCAAAUACUCUAAAGGCACUGGAUUCUCUCUGAUCUUGGAAGCUGUGCAGGGUCAGUCAUGGUUAGUACUUGGGUGGGAGACUGCCAGCAAAUACUGGGUGUUGCAGUCACUUUCGGAGAAGAAUGAAAUGAACCUUUAUUCCUUUGUGAUUUCCUUUUCUGUAUUUCAGAGAAGAAAAGAACCUGCAGAAGCACUUCUGAGUAGUCCCCACCUAAGAGAACCCAUAAAAGUGGACAGGUGACUUGAAGGCACCCAAAGAGAGACACAGGAUCAUUGCUAGGAUAUGACCCAGAGGCCUUACAAAUCUAUUUCUGCAUCCUUCUGAUUCUUCAAGCAAGGAAAGCUCACUCCAAAAGCACCACUUACUAACGUUGAAAAGGAAACUACCUCAAUGCAGAGAAAUAACAACGGAAAGGCUUGCAAUAAGACAAAAGAAAACACUCCUGAAUAAUGUGUAGUUGCAAAGUCUUCAGGACAGAAAUUUGGGGUUUGGUUUUUUCUUUCAGUAUUAAGAUUGGAAUAAUUGGAUUUGACUCAGGGGUUCUGUCAAACCGACAAGCUGUUUGAUGUGAAGGCUUCUUGGCUCCCCAACGAAAAACCUGCUUUGCGGUAACAAUCACUGUAGAGCAGCGGCUUUGCUCUUCCUUCUCCUAAUGCUAUGUGAAGAGGUUCAUCAUAGAACUUUUUAACGUUUCUUUGGCAUACAUUAAUGUUAACAUCAGGUGUAACCAACGCAUGGACAGGAAAAGUGUGGCAGAGAGGGUUUCUUGCCCCCCUGCUUUGAAACCAUGUCCCAGGCUCACUCCAUAGGAUGCUAAGCACGAAACUGACAGUGGUUUUUUAAAGUGAUCACAGCUUGCUUUUGCGAUUCUAAUUUGUAAUUGCAGCCGUGCUGCAUUUGAACACUGAAUAGCAGAGUCAGCAGACCUGCUGCCUAUCUCACUGCUGAUACAAAUUACCUACCUUUUUUGUUUCGUUUUCAAAAUGCCUCCUAUGAGAAUUAUGUGCACAGCCCUCUACUACUGCUAGCAUAGGUAGACUCCCCCCCGCCAACCCCCAAGAAAGCAGCUCAUGAGAACAGAUAGGUAAUUCAAAGAACCAUUGGUCAAGAACUUCCCUAUGUAUUGCUGCAGCGCACAAGAAAGCAAAAUGGACUACAAGCGGCGCUUUUUGCUUGGCGGGUCCAAGCAAAAAGUGCAGCAACACCAGCAGUAUCAAGUGCCGGAGCUGGGCAAGGCCCUGAAUGCGCCUUUGGCAUCUCCAGCCGCAACGUCCCCGUUGGUUUCCCCGGCGGCUGCUGGCGGCUGCAACCAGGCCACCCCCAUCGCAGACAUCCAGCAGGGCAUCUCCAAAUACCUGGAUGCACUCAACGUGUUUUGCCGUGCGAGCGCUUUCCUCACAGACCUUUUCAGCAGCGUAUUUCGGAACUCGCACUAUUCCAAGGCAGCUAUGCAACUGAAGGACGUGCAGGAACAUGUCAUGGAAGCAGCAAGUCGACUCACAGCAGCAAUAAAACCAGAAAUAGCAAAAAUGCUCAUGGAACUGAGCGCCGGAGCAGCGAACUUUAAAGAUCAAAAGGAGUUCAGCCUACAGGACAUUGAGGUACUUGGGCGAUGUUUCUUGACAGUGAUGCAGGUUCAUUUUCAGUUUUUAUCCCAAGCUCUGCAGAAGGUCCAGCCAGUGGCUCAUUCAUGUUUUACUGAAGCUGUAGCACAGGAAAGAAAGAACUCUAGUGUGGCAGAGACCUCCAGCCCCAGCCCCACGACUGAGCUGGAAGAAGCACUGCGGUCGUGGAGAGGAGCAGCUGAGGCCACGUCGCGACUGCGAGAGAGAGGCUGUGAUGGCUGCUUGGCUGGAAUUGAGGUCCAGCAACUCUUCUGCUCCCAGAGUGUGGCAAUUCCUGAGCAUCAGCUCAAAGAACUGAACUUGAAAAUAGACAGUGCUUUGCAGGCAUAUAAAGCUGCAUUGGAAAGUUUGGGUCACUGUGAAUAUGCAAUGAAAGCUGGCUUCCACUUGAACCCAAAGGCGAUUGAAGCAAGUUUGCAGGGCUGUUGCAGUGAUGCUGAAGCCCAGCAGACCGGACGGAGACAGACACCUUCUCAGCCUAUCCAGUGUGAGCUCCCCACUGUUCCCAUCCAGAUAGGGCCCCACUUCUUGAAAGGAAUUUCCUUCAACGAGUCUGCAGCCGAUAACCUGAAGCUAAAAACGCACACUAUGAUACAGCUGAUUAAAGAAGCUGGGUGCCAUAACGGAGUGAUGCCAAGGGACGACUCCCCUGUGACAGAAGUACUGAACCAGGUUUGCCCUUCGACGUGGCGGGGAGCCUGCAAGACAGCGGUGCAAUUGCUCUUUGGACAAGCUGGCCUGGUGGUUGUGGAUACAGCACAGAUUGAAAACAAAGAAGCCUAUGCACCUCAAAUCAGUUUAGAAGGCUCCAGAAUCGUGGUUCAAGUCCCAUCAACUUGGUGCUUGAAAGAAGAUCCUGCAACCAUGUCUUUGCUGCAGAGAAGCCUGGAUCCAGAGAAGACUUUGGGGCUAGUAGAUGUGCUUUAUACUGCAGUGUUUGACCUAAAUCGAUGGAAGGAAGGAAGAGAGCAAGCAUUGCCUUGCAUUCAGAUCCAACUCCAGCGUGAGAUUUGUGACUUCGGGGGCCACAUUGACUUACCACCUGGAAAUGGAAACAAGCCGACUGGUGGCCUGCAAAAGACUUUCUCAAAGCUGACUUCACGAUUUACAAAGAAAACUUCCUGCGUAGCUUCCAACAGCGGGAGUUACACCAUUCCUAGCACACCUUCCAAAACCCUUUUUAUAGCUAACAACUCAGAGGAUAAAGCAAAAAUGCCCAGCAAUGCAGAUGCCCGGCUGCAGAGCAUUUUGACCAUUGGUAACUUCCCCAGGGCAGUUGAGUCCUCAUCCCAGGCGCCGCAGAGCUCCAGCAGCCAGGUUGUCAACGGGUUUCUUCUCGACAGGCGUGAUGGCGGCAAAGCAGAAAAUGGCAAGGAUGCCAAAGGCAUGAAGCUGCCAACCGACCAAGAAAUGCAAGAGGUGAUUGAUUUCCUCUCCGGUUUCAAUAUGGGCAAGUCCCAGCAGGCCUCUCCGCUGGUGAAGAGAAGGAACUCGGUUGCCUCGUCUUCGGCGGUGGCAGAACAGAAGCUGGUGGCUGUGCAGCAGCAGCCGCAGUCUUCCUCUCACACCCCUUUGCACCAUCUUCAGCAAGGGCUGUCCCAGCAGCAGACGCCCCAGAAAGGCCCCCCACAGCAGCAGUACUAUCAGCAUUUGCUUCAGCCCAUUGGGACCCAACAGCAGCCACAACCGCCACCGCAGCGUCCUCCGGGCAAAUGGCCAGCCGGUCCUAGUCAGCCGUCGGCCCAAACCGUCGGCCCGGGAUUGUCUCAUAUGCCUCAGUGGAGCGGCCAUGCCUUUUCGGACCUGAGUUCUGACCUGUACAGCUUGGGCCUGGUGAACAGUUACAUGGACAAUGUGAUGUCGGAGAUGUUGGGGCAGAAACCUCAGGGGAUGAGGAAUAACACCUGGCCCAAUCGUGACCAAAGUGAUGGGAUCUUUGGGAUGUUGGGAGACUUUCUGCCCUUUGACCCUGCAGUUGGCUCUGAUCCAGAGUUUGCCCGCUAUGUGGCUGGGGUCAGCCAGGCCAUGCAGCAGAAAAGGCAAGCACAGCACUUCCGUCGGCCCAGCAAUGCCCGCAGCAACUGGGCACAUCCUGAUGACCCUCACAGAACCUGGCCCUUCCCAGAGUAUUUCACCGAAGGGGAGAUGGCAAGCAGCUGGCCAGGCACUCAGGGAGACUCGGCCAGCUCCAGCGAUGAGACUUCUUCAGCCAACGGAGACAGCCUGUUUUCCAUGUUCUCAGGGCCAGACCUUGUUGCUGCAGUCAAACAAAGAAGGAAACACAGCAGUGGGGAGCAAGACCCGAGCACACUUCCUUCACCGCCACUCCUCUCCACAGUGGAUGAUCAUAAUCAGGACAACAAAACCAAAACCUGGCCUCCGAAAGCACCGUGGCAACAUGCGCUGCCGAGCCCCAGCCUGUCUCUGUACCAGAUGAGCAGCCCGGCCAGCCAAUGGAAUGACACCCUGCAGAUGCUGCAGUCGCCCGUGUGGUCCACAGCCAGCGACUGCGCCCCUUCGACAGGGAUCUCCUCCUCAGCCUCCUCUUCCUCUUCCACCUCCACCUUUGCCUACACACAGCAGCAGCAGCAGCAGUCCCCGCCGCUGCCUCCCCCGCAGCACAAACCGAUGAACAAGGGCUUUAAACCUUUCCCCAUCAAACACGAGCGCCGGCCGUCCUACAUGCACCAGUACUGAUGGUUGGUGGGUCUGGCUUGUUUUUGUGUUCCUGGCCAGAGAGGCAGCACAGGACCAAAGUCUUUGGUGUGGCACACCUUUGCUUUGUUUUACAGUCGAGGGGUGAGUGCUUCUCUUCUGGUCGUUCUGUAGAGUGACAGCUUCUGAGUGGCGAUGAUUCUCUCUCUCUCUUUCUCUCUCUCAGUCCUUGUCCCAAGCCCCGUCCUCCUUGUUAUUUUUGACCCUACUGAGCAAAUGGUGCCAAGGCGUUAGGUGUGUACACACAACAGCCCCAAACUGUGAUCGCUUUCAAAGCGGAAUGGACUACCCUGCUAACAAACAAAAAACUGCUUACGUUAACUACCACAGGAAAAACAACAACAACAACACUGUAUUUUAUAGCUAUUUUUUAAUAUAGAUUUAUAGUUGCCAUUUCUUGCUAAAAUGAAUUUUGAGUAUUUUUUAAAGCAAAUCCAAGCAGUUUUGCUCAACUCUCCUUUUUUGUUGUUUUGGUUUUGUUUAGAUUUCUAUAAAGUCUUCACUCCGACUGUGUAGGUGACAGUAGCUUUUUUAAUGCUUCCUCCGUUCGUUAAAACGUACCACACUUGUGCACUUUGUCACAGGAGUGGUACAAGAGCGACGGCGAAACUGGUCUUUCUGGUUAUUUCGCUGGAGCAAAACAAAAAAUAGCUGCCACAAGUUUCCUGGCCAGUCCAUGGGCACGAUCCACCGUUAGCCUGCGCUCACACUCCAUAAAGUCAUUUUUUAGGUGGAUUGUGUUCACUUGUGGCAGACACUACAUGUGAAUACACAACUUGAUACUUUUUACAUUUGGCCAAAGGCAUUAUCCAUACAGUGCUCCUUAAAUGUAUGAAAGAAUUGUUAGGACUACUUGCAAAUAUUUAAAAGUCUUAUUUCAAUGCUAGACUUAGUGUGUAAAAAUAAUGAGCUGGCUCAGAACAGAGAGAGAAUACCUAAAAACACUAUUUUUUUGUCGUGCUAAGGAUUAAAGUAAUUGCUUUCAGUCAAUAUGUGCCAUUAAAUAGGUGAACUUGUGGAAUUAGGAACUCUAUCUUCCAACCAAAGUGGAUCUGGGGGGGGGGGGGAAUGACUGGUGCUUAAAUUGAAUUUUAAAAACAGAGGUAAACAUGUAUAGUUAAUCCCAUUGUAUAUUCAUUGAAGUGAGAGAAGUCUUUAUAAAACCUAUUUAAAUUUUCAUAUUUCAUCUUUGAAAGAGUAAUUAUAAACCACAAUAUUUUCUGGUAUAAAGGUUUUUGACAGUAUUAAUAUUAUUUUUAUAUUUUCUUAAGUCAUAUCAUUCUAAUACAUUGACAAGUAAAAUGAGUUAUUAGUUACAAAUGCAUAUAGUUUUUUGAUGAAGAUAAAAAAGCACAUUUAAGUUCUCAUUUUCUACAAACUAAAUACAUGUGUAUAUUAAAGAUACCAAAUUAUAUAUAAAUAUAUAUAUAUAUAUAAAUAAAAACACGCAACACUAAAUGUUGUGGCGGGUAGAGUUCAGGCUGACGCGCCUUUUGCUUGUGUGGCAAUGGGCCAUCUUGGCAAGCCCAGAAUGUGACUCUUUGUGCUGGUGGAUGAUGCCAAUGUUGCCUGUAUUUAUGAUAUUGUCACCAUGUUUCCUGAAAACAACAACAACCCAUCCUUACCAUGUUUACAGAGUUGUUUGCUGUGCAUAACUUUACAGUCAUGUGCUUUGCACAAUCAGUGUGGCUUCCUGUCUGUAAAUUGUUAAUGUUCUGUACGUUCUGCUAAAAAGUUAGUGACUUCUAAAAAGUGGUUUUUGAAUUUCCUCAAGUAUGCCAUUGAAACACUUUAUAUUGGACCCUAAAACCAGUUGCAGUUGUAUGCCACAGUGAUUUCAGGUCAAAAGUGCAGAUGUGUGUCGGAUCGCGCGGAGCCCCUAUCCUGUGAUUGCACCCCAGUCUUCGUCCGUUCUCAGCGCUGGGCAGUUUCCGAAACUGGAGGGGGCAGCAGCGGCAGAAGCGCAGAGGGGCCCGUUUUCUCUCGAGUAGGUGCUACAUCAUCCUCUGCUUCCAGUUCUUCUGAACGCUGUUGUGUUUCCCCAGGUUGUUUCCACUUGGCAACCAGACCUUGCUGUACAGAGUUUCACACUGCCAAGAGCAAGGGGUUUGGUGCUUAAGAAACUUAACCUUGUUGCCGUACUUCUCUGAGUAGCUAAUGCUUUUGGAACUGGAACUGUAUAUUUUGUAUUUUAAUUUUAAAAGCACCUGUAAGUAAAACCACCACCACCACCUUAUUUGCUUUAUUAAAGAUAUA